UUCCUGCCCAGGCACCAGCAGCUGAGUGAGAGAGUUUUCAAAGACUGCAGCCUGGAUAAUCUCUCCAGCCCCGUGGCAGACAUUGCUGUGGAGUUACUGCAGAAAGUGGCUCCCAGUCCUAUCCGUAGACUCCAGAAGAAAUACGUGUCUCAUGUAUCUCGGGAAGCUUGCAUCUCACCCUGCUCCAUGAUGUUGGCACUGGUUUACAUUGAAAGACUCCGGCAUCGGAACCCUGAAUACCUCCAGCAGAUCUCAUCCUCUGACCUCUUCCUGAUCUCCAUGAUGGUUGCUAGUAAGUACCUGUACGAUGAAGGUGAGGAGGAGGAGGUGUUCAAUGACGAGUGGGGAGCAGCAGGGAAGGUGGACGUCCAGACCAUGAACACACUGGAGAUGAACUUCCUGAGUGCCAUUGACUGGAGUCUCUACACAGACCCUCGGGAGCUGUUUGAAGUGCUGAGCUGGCUGGAAGGACGUGUGGCAGAAAAACAGGGCAUGUGGCGCGGCUGGUUCACCUACACAGAUCUGUGUGUCCUCAUGGAGCAGUCCAUGUGGCAACAUGUGCUAGGCCAAUUCUACCAGCAAGUGAUGAAGCUGGCCUGCCUCCUGGGUGUGGUGUACCUGACCGGAUUUGCUGCCAUCUUCACCUCCAUCACUGUGGUGCACCGAUCCGUGUGCAUGAGGAGCAUUACCCCUGUAGCUUCCCGGCCGGCGCUGUUCCCUGAGCGGGGCAGGUGCCAGCUGGAUGCCCAGCCAGCCCCAGCCCCUGGCCAGCCCCAGCCCAAGCUGCCUGAUGUCUCUUCAGCCAGCAGCUCCCGUUGUCUGGGGGAGAAUGAGACGACUGAAGAGCCACGUCGUGGGGGCGUCACAGCGACUGCACUCUACCUGUGGGGCACUGUGAUGACGGCUCUGUCCUACCCAAAGGCGCCUGACCUAGCCCCACACAGGGGCCUCCCACAAGGUCCUCUCCGGAAAGUCCCCACUGCUUGUGAGAGAUCUAACCGUACCGCCCCCGACACAGCCCCCAGACAGCCUGGCCCCUUCGGACUCGACGUGCUCCCAGCUCCUCCAGCUCUCCACUGCCAUGCUUGCUCAGCUGACACGGGCCCCAGAUGGGAUGCAGCGCCCAGCCGUGAGGACUGGCUGGACCCGGACCCUCUGGGGCUGAAGCAGUGCUUCUUGCACACUGCUAUGGAUCUGAGUAGAAUCAAGAGCUUCAUAUUUCCCAGCUAG
Molecule: messenger RNA, 1230 nt
Organism: Acanthisitta chloris (rifleman)
Lineage: Eukaryota; Metazoa; Chordata; Aves; Passeriformes; Acanthisittidae
Gene: CNPPD1
Product: cyclin Pas1/PHO80 domain containing 1
Biological process (GO): regulation of cyclin-dependent protein serine/threonine kinase activity
Cellular component (GO): nucleus; cyclin-dependent protein kinase holoenzyme complex
Molecular function (GO): protein kinase binding; cyclin-dependent protein serine/threonine kinase regulator activity
Source: RefSeq, a predicted model, not a curated record